This is a messenger RNA of Phodopus roborovskii (desert hamster), 3105 nucleotides long. RefSeq names its product prostaglandin reductase 3 (gene Ptgr3). Gene Ontology annotation, cellular component: mitochondrion. Bases 138 to 1271 code for a protein of 377 amino acids. The transcript is spliced from 2 exons. Gene Ontology annotation, molecular function: oxidoreductase activity; zinc ion binding. NCBI's taxonomy places the organism in Eukaryota, Metazoa, Chordata, Mammalia, Rodentia, Cricetidae. The record is from RefSeq and is a predicted model, not a curated record.
GGCGGGAGCCUAGGGGAGGGCGCGGGCCGGAGGAGGGGCGGGCCCGCCCGCGCCGAGCCGAGCGGAGCCAAGCGGCCGGGGCUGGGCGCGACCCGGGCCAGCGUAGGCGCAGGAGCGGGCGGAGCCGAUCGUGGGCUAUGCUGAGGCUGACGGCCGCCGGGGCCCGAGCCAUCGUGGACAUGUCGUACGCCCGUCACUUCCUGGACUUCCAGGGCUCCGCCAUCCCCCGAGCCAUGCAGAAGCUGGUGGUGACCCGGCUGAGCCCUAACUUCCGCGAGGCCGUCACCCUGCGCCGGGACUGCCCAGUGCCUCUCCCCGGGGACGGAGACCUCCUCGUCCGGAACCGAUUCGUUGGUAUUAACGCCUCAGACAUCAACUACUCUGCUGGCCGCUAUGACCCGUCCGUGAAGCCCCCCUUUGACAUAGGUUUUGAAGGGAUUGGUGAGGUGGUGGCCUUAGGUCUGUCUGCUAGCGCCAGGUACACAGUGGGCCAGACUGUGGCUUAUGUGGCUCCGGGCUCGUUUGCUGAGUAUACAGUGGUACCUGCUAACAUUGCCAUUCCCGUGCCUUCAGUGAAACCCGAGUAUCUCACUCUGAUCGUUAGUGGUACCACUGCCUACAUCAGCCUGAAAGAGCUAGGAGCACUGUCAGAGGGGAAGAAGGUUUUGGUGACAGCGGCCGCCGGGGGCACAGGCCAGUUUGCUGUGCAGCUCUCCAAGAUAGCCAAGUGCCAUGUCAUUGGGACCUGCUCGUCGGACGACAAGUUAGCUUUUCUGAAAUCCAUCGGGUGUGAUCGCCCCAUCAACCACAAAGCAGAGGACGUGCAGGCAGUCCUGAAGCGGGAGUACCCUGAUGGUGUUGAUGUAGUCUACGAGUCUGUUGGGGGAGCCAUGUUUGACCUGGCUUUGGAUGCUUUGGCCACCAAAGGGCGUUUGAUAAUAAUUGGGUUCAUCUCUGGCUACCAAAGCCCUGCGGGUCUUUCACCUAUAAAAGCGGGAGCUCUGCCGGCCAAGCUCCUGAAGAAGUCCGCCAGUCUCCAUGGGUUCUUUCUGAACCACUAUUUCUCCAAAUACCAGGCGGCCAUGGGGCACUUGCUGGAGCUGUACACUCGUGGGGACCUGGUCUGUGAGGUGGACUUGGGACACCUGGCUCCAGAGGGAAGGUUCAUUGGCCUGGACUCCAUAUUCCGGGCUGUUGACUACAUGUACACUGGGAAAAAUAUUGGAAAACUUGUGGUUGAAUUACCUCAUUGUGACAGCAGUAAGCUAUGACUGCAGAACAAUGACAAACCAAAAGAGAAAGAAAACGAAUUCUCCAUGCCUUAGAAUAAGCAAAAUGUAUCUUAAAAACAAAAGUAUAGUGUUAAUGAAUUCUGUUCCCCACCUCUCCUUGGGAGUAAAAAUAAUGCACCUCAAUAAAAGUUCUCUCUACAGCUUUGAGGUAAAAAACAUUUACAUUCGGUUCUUUAGUCAUGGAUGGUCUCAUCCCAGAUUUUAUUGUUCCAGGGAAGUAAAUUAAUUCCUGAUGUGAGACCUGAUCGAGUCAGUAUGUCCCCAGCUUGAUGAGAUUUUUUUAAAAUCAGCCUUCAAAUAGCUCACCAAGGCUCCUUUGCUUUGGAAACAGCUGCUCCUAAGUGCUCCACAGGUGAGCAGGUAGUUUGGGUCAGGCUGCCAUUCUCAAGGUCGGUCCAUAUGCUGACGGAGGAGCCCAGAUUAUCUAAAUAGACAUUUGGGAGCCAAGUCCAAAUUCUGGAAAGUAAUUGGGAAAGCGAAUCAGCAAACAUGUAUGUCUUAAUGACGCAUCUACUCUUUGAUGGCUUGAAUUCACACCCUGGUAAGACUGAGUGUGAAGAGCAUGUUCGUUCGUGCCCCAAGAAGAAAUGUCUACAGGAAGCCCUGGGUUUGGGAGGGCAAAGCUACGGUUUAGGGGGCCUUUGUGAAAACUAUUGUGUGCAGAGGAAGGGAAAAUUCUGUGCUAUCUCCUCAGGAGGCUCAUGGAAUCCAGUAACGGGGAUCACAGGAGAGGCUCACUCUAGCAUGGGAAAGGUUAAAGACAACUCCUGUCCCCAAGGAGCAAAAGUCACAUAGUUCCAAACACGGUAGACACCCAAGUCUUCUAAAAUCAACCGUCUGCUUCUCCUUGAAAGCUUGGUGUGGAAGGCUUGACCUCUGACCACGGAAAUGGAAUGGCAGUCAGGUAUCCUGUGUUCCCAUGUUGCUUCUCUGCGUUAGAGAGACAUGAGUGUGAGUCGCUGCAGUCCCGUCUAUCAGCCUACACGCCUUUCUCCUCAGACCGCACCACAGCUCAUCUGCUAGCCCCUCACCUUCGGUGUCCAAGGGCUGCCUGCCACUUUUGUCCCGGAAUCAAAACCCCACGGUGCCUUUCUAAUUGAAGGUGAAGCCUGUGGGAUUAUUUUUCAGUCUUGGGUUUCAGUACAUCAAAUGUGCUCAAUAAAUGGAAAUGCAAUUAAAAGAACUCUGUGAAAGUUGGGGCUAGGUUUAAUUCUUUCCUUGCAUCUGAGGAGGAGCAGAGAGCUCCUGUUUCUGAGUAGCUGUUAGUAUCUAUUUUACAAGAUUUACUCAUUUCCAGGUACCUAAUGUAGCUGCUAGCAUGCAUGCACAACAAUACAAUUUAUAUGGUAAAUGGAACCAAAUAAUGGCUUCACUGAAUGUUAUGGCCGCACUGAAGGGAAAUGUCACGGUAAAUAGCUGCCAAAUUAUGGAUCAUGCCUAUGUGUCACAACUGCACUAAAGACAAAUAGCACUGGAGGCUAUUGCCACUGUGACGCUUUUGAGUUAUGAAGAAGGGUAGCAGCCUAACGCGAGGCUCUUUGUGUCCUCGUCACAGCAAAGGGUUGCUGGCGCAGCGGACGAGGAAGGCUCGUCCAAUGUGGUGCGCAGUUAUUAAUCUGUCCCUUUCAGACCUAGACACUGUGGCAGGAGAGACUAUGCUGGCUCUUCCGUAUACAAACAUAACAAACGGGGAGGGGGAGGCAGGUUUUAUGAAUGUUCGUAUGCUCAGGAAAUGACUGGUAAUGGAAAAAUGUUGUAAUAAAAUAAUCUAAUCAAAGACUAUUAUUAAAUUUAACAUAGUAUGUGUCUGAAA